Molecule: messenger RNA, 2469 nt
Organism: Penicillium canariense
Lineage: Eukaryota; Fungi; Ascomycota; Eurotiomycetes; Eurotiales; Aspergillaceae
Product: putative phosphoketolase
Exons: 8
Coding region: 1-2469 (822 amino acids)
Biological process (GO): carbohydrate metabolic process
Molecular function (GO): aldehyde-lyase activity
Source: RefSeq, a predicted model, not a curated record
AUGCCUGGAGAAGUGAUCGACCGGCCGAAUCCGCAGCCACUGCCGUCGCAUUUGCCAGAAUAUCUGGAGCAAUUGCCGAUCAAGCUUUCUCAUGAGACCUUGGACCAGAAGGCCUGCGAUGCCUUGUUCAAAUUUCGGAGGGCGGCGUCCUAUAUCGCUGCCGCGAUGAUUUUCCUUCGGAAAAACACAUUACUGAAAAAAGAGCUUGAUUUUGAUGACAUUAAGCCAAGGCUGCUGGGUCACUGGGGAACUUGCCCCGGGCUCAUCCUGGUCUAUUCCCACCUCAACUAUCUUAUUCGAACCAAAAAUCUUGACAUGCUGUAUGUGGUUGGUCCCGGACAUGGGGCGCCUGCUCUCCUAGCGUCGCUGUGGCUCGAAGGCUCAAUGGAGAGGUUCUACCCACAUUACUCUCGCGAUGGAAAUGGUCUCCACCAAUUGAUUUCAACCCACAUUAACGCCGAGACUCCCGGAGCCAUUCACGAAGGCGGAGAGCUGGGAUAUGCUCUGGCCGUAUCGUUCGGUGCGGUGAUGGAUAACCCCGAUCUCAUUGUGACCUGCAUAAUUGGUGAUGGAGAGGCUGAGUCUGGUCCAACUGCCACCUCCUGGCACGCAAUCAAGUACCUCGAUCCGCAAGAGUCCGGUGCCGUCCUUCCGAUUCUCCAUCUCAAUGGCUUCAAGAUUAGCGAGCGCACGAUUUUCGGCUGCAUGGACCACAAGGAGCUUGCAGCCUUGUUCACUGGAUACGGGUACCAGGUUCGCUUUGUGGAAGACAUCAACGAUAUCGAUACCGAUCUCCACUACUCCUUGGCAUGGGCCGUGGAAGAGAUCCACAAAAUCCAGAAGGCAGCUCGUUCUGGGAAUCCAAUUGUCAAGCCCAGUUGGCCAAUGCUGAUCCUGCGGACUCCCAAGGGGUGGUCCGGACCAAAACAACUCCACGGUGAAUUCAUCGAAGGCUCCUUCCACUCACAUCAAGUACCAUUGCCCAAAGCCAAGACUGACAAGGAGCAACUGGCCCUGUUGCAGAAAUGGCUUUCGGACUAUAAGCCAGAGGAGCUGUUCACAGAAAAGGGAGAUAUCAUCGAUGAGAUCAAGUCCGUGAUUCCAACAGACAAUGAGAAAAAGCUGGGUCAGCGCGCUGAAGCAUAUAAGAACUAUGUGCCGCCGAAGCUACCAGACUGGAAGAAGUGCUGUGCGAAGAAGGGAGGACAGGAAAGCGCCAUGAAGGCAAUCGCACGGCUGAUCGACGAGGUCUUCAAGGAGAAUCCGAACAGCGUGCGGCUGUUCAGCCCAGAUGAGCUGGAGAGUAAUAAGUUGGAUGCGGUCUUGGACAAUACCAACCGAAACUUCCAGUGGGACGAGUUUGCCAACGCCCGUGGGGGUCGUGUCAUUGAGGUGCUGAGUGAGCAUAUGUGCCAGGGCUUCCUGCAGGGGUACACUCUGACUGGCCGCGUGGGUAUUUUCCCAUCGUAUGAGAGUUUCCUUGGCAUCAUCCAUACCAUGAUGGUGCAGUAUGCCAAGUUCAUUAAGAUGGCUCGUGAAACCAACUGGCACAGCCCUGUUAGCAGUAUCAAUUACAUCGAAACCAGCACCUGGGCUCGUCAGGAGCACAAUGGCUUCUCUCACCAGAAUCCUUCCUUCAUCGGAUCAGUGCUGAAGCUGAAGCCCAAUGCUGCCCGUGUGUAUCUCCCACCAGAUGCAAACACAUUCUUGACAACGGUGCAUCACUGCUUGAAGUCGAAGAAUUACAUCAACUUAAUGGUGGGCUCGAAGCAGCCGACCCCGGUCUACCUUGAUGCGGAGGAAGCAGAGAACCACUGUCGCGCCGGCGCGUCGGUCUGGAAAUUCUGCAGCACUGACGAUGGACUGGACCCGGACGUGGUGCUGGUGGGCAUUGGCGUCGAGCUGAUGUUCGAGGUAAUCCAAGCGGCGGCAAUUCUGCGCCAGCGCGCGCCGGCCAUGCGCGUACGCGUUGUGAAUGUGACCGACUUGCUCAUUCUCGAGAACGAGGGUCAUCAUCCGCACGCCUUGUCCACCGAGGAGUUCGAUAAUCUGUUUACUGCCGACCGACCCAUCCACAUCAACUACCAUGGCUACCCCGUGGAAUUGCAAGGGUUGCUCUUCGGCCGCCCGCGUCUCGACCGCGUGUCCAUUGCUGGGUACAUAGAGGAAGGAAGCACUACCACGCCCUUUGAUAUGAUGCUCGUCAAUCGCACAUCGCGCUUCCAUAUCGCCCAGGCAGCUGUUCGCGGGGCGGCAAAGCGUAAUGAGAGGAUCCGGAUUCGUCAGCAGGAGCUGGACUCCGAGCUAGGCCACAACAUUGUCGAGACGAGGAAAUACAUCAUCGCCAACCAGAAGGGUCAGUACUCGGCAAUCUUGUCCGAGUCUCGAGUAUCGUGCAACGCUGAUGUGGCUCCCAGAUCCUGCCGACAUCUGCAUCCAUCCAACACCAUGGCCGAGUCCGUGGAGUAG